Messenger RNA from Engraulis encrasicolus (European anchovy), 7574 nucleotides. RefSeq names its product F-box only protein 33. The transcript has 4 exons. Gene Ontology annotation, biological process: positive regulation of protein ubiquitination. NCBI's taxonomy places the organism in Eukaryota, Metazoa, Chordata, Actinopteri, Clupeiformes, Engraulidae. Bases 126 to 1598 code for a protein of 490 amino acids. Gene Ontology annotation, molecular function: protein binding. The record is from RefSeq and is a predicted model, not a curated record.
UUUUCUCCAUAAACGACCAGUCGGGCGAAAGAUCUCUAGAGCCAGGCCCGUUGUGAGUCUCGUAGCUAACAGUGCAACGGUUAUAUUUCCUUUUCGGAGUUGCAGUAGUCUCGCAGUAAACAGCCAUGGCUCUGUGCGGGGGUGUCGGAGCCUUGGCUUUACCCAGUGAGCUUAUUGUUCACAUAUUUUCCUUUCUGUCAGAUCGAGACAAGCUUCGGGCCUCGGCCGUAUGUUCUCGCUGGAGGGAGUGUCUGUUUUAUCCAGCGUUGUGGACUGAACUGAAGUUGCGUGUCGGUGGAGGGACAAAUGGAGGUGGCUCUGGAUCAGAAGAGACCCCCAGAUUAGAAUUCCUCAUGCGCAAAUUUGGCUCUUUUGUGCGUGAACUGCAGCUGGAGUUCGCACCAGUGGAUGGGUACCUAAGCCCACUGCAAGCAAUGGAGGGCAGAAUGGAACCUGUGGAAAGCGACCCUCAGUUUUCAGACCGCUGGAAAGAUGCAAUGGCCACCUAUUUGGACCAGGUUUUGUUUGUGCUUCGUAGUAUUCGUAACAACAGAAAUCUCCAAAGGUUGAGUCUCUAUGGUGACACCUGCAUCCUUCAGGAUGAGGGCAUAUUGGACAGCUCCUAUCUCCACCAAGUUGAUCAGGGAAGCAAGAAAAUCAAAGAGAUCCAGCUGCUGUUUGAGGAGGUGCUGUCCAACAGUAGGCAGAUGAAGUGGCUCUCCUCUGCCUUCAUGCUGGGCGUGGUGACUCCUUGCUCCCUGGCCUCGCUCUCCAACCCCAGCGCCUGCUCCCUGGGGCACCUCAGCUUGCUGGACAACCAGCUGCCCAGCCUGCUGGCGCCCGUGGAGCUGGAACGCCUGGUGAACCUGCGCUCGCUGGCGCUGGACUUCUGCGACUUCUCCUCGGCCAUGUGCCGGCUGCUGGCGAGCCAGGACCGGGCGCCGCUGCACCGCCUCUCGCUGCUGCUCAACGGCGCCGCCCUGGAGGACAAGCCCCUGGACGGCACGGCGGGCGAGGACGACUGGAAGGCGCUGGUGCGGCGCAGCGGGCAACUGCGCGUCUACCUGAUGGCGUUGGACGUCUGCAGCCAGGACCUGCUGCGCGUGCUCAAGCCCAGCCUGCCCCUGGAGCGCAUCCACCUGGACAGCUACAGCACCCCCGUGACGGACGGCGCCGUGGAGCUCAUCUCGCAGCAGUACCACAAGACGCUCAGCCACUUUGUGCUGAUGCGCGACGACGGCGGCUUCCCCGACCUCAGCGUCAACCGCAACGAGGACCCGCUGGUGCUGCUGGCCUGGCGCUGCGUGCACCUGGCCGUGCUCAUCAUCCAUGGCUACACAGUGUGGUCCCACAACCUGGUGGCCAUCUCGCGCCUGCGGGGCCCCAGCCUGAAGGUGCUGGCGGUGUCGGAGGAGAGCAUCGACUUCGACCCGGACCAGUCGGUCUUCAUGGAGGGCGACCCGGUGCACAACAUGGUGAAGGAGGUGUCGCUGGGCCUGUGCCGCGUCUGGCACCCCUCGCUGGACACCAGCGUGGUGCUGAGCGAGCCCACCCAGCACUUCCACCGCCAGAUGCAGAGCUUCAGCGAGGGCAUGUGAUGGGGGAGCGCGACGCAACACCACCACCAACCCUGCGCAGUGCACCGCACGCCACGCCACGCCAAGCAAGCAUAGCAAAGCAAAGCAAGCACGUGUUUAUUGCACGCUCGCUCUCUCUCUCUGUGUUUGUCGUCUCUCACCUGACCUGCAAGUCCCACCUUUUCCCUGUUUGACUCCUUCCUACUACGUACUCCUCACCCAUCACCCUCCACCCCCAACCUUGAACCCUGGUCUUGUUUCCGUACUUCUUCCUGCCUCGUUUUCCUCUAGCCCUGUCCAUAUACAAGUCCUGAACCCCCCUACCCUGUGUCCCCCUUCCCUAUACCCCAGCUCUGUGCUUGAUGGUAGACCUUUUAGUCCAUUUUCUGUUGUCCCUCUACCCCUUUACCCCACCACCCCUGCCCAUUUUACUUGGCAGGCUUGUUCAUUUAACUUUUAUGAUUGUUUUUUUUUCCCCCUUUCUCUCUAUCUCUCUCUCGCUCCUAUAGUGUGACAAAUAAUCCUUAUAUGUGCUGUGUUUAUUCAGUAUUAGCACUAUAUUAAUAUCUCUCUGUAUAUCCUGCUCAUUACUAGGAGAGUAUAGUUGGGUAUCGAUUUAGUAGCUAAUGGAGUGACUGGUGAAGAGGAGCUUUAUGUUGUGUGGGUGUGAGUGUGUGCGUUGUUUUUUUUUUCCUUUUUUCUUGAAAACUUUUACUCCUACCAUUCUUUUGGGUGCACCCAUGUUACGAGUUAAUCGUACAGUGAGUUGUUUUUGUUUCGUCUCCAUCCCCCGUUCUCUUCCUAAGUCAUCCGUCUUCAGAGUUUCCGCUCUCUCGUCUCUUGUCAAGAGUUUGGUGUUGUUCGAGUGAACCUUACGGAGACGCGAGGCCUCACUUUAGACAUUCUGAUUUAUCUCGGCUCGUUUUGCAAGGACGUGAAGAUCCUGUGACCCUGCUCGCACCCUUCUUCUUGAUUUCUUUCAAAGGGAGACUAGUCUUCCUGACUAAAGGGUCAGUACUGGCGAACCGUUGCGAAACCCCUUGCCGCCUUCCUCUAUAUUAUUCAUAAUAUUUUUUUGUACAUGUGUUGUCUUCCUUGUUUUUUUUUUCUUCAAGACUUUAUGAUGAUGAUGCUGAUGAUGAUGACAUUGAUGUUCUUGUUGUAGUAGUUAGUAGAAGUUGUUGUUGUUGUUGUCAUUGUUGGCUACAUUCGGGACUUAAGAUCCUGCUGGUUUUUUCCUCAGCCUGGAAGUACAGUAGAUACACAGGUCUACUGUUGGAUGAACACACACACACACGCACAUACACACACGAACACACAGACACACAUAUGAUAGUGGAGGGUUUUUAAGCUCCUGCAUGCCUCAAGCCCUUCCCAGCACUUUACCAAUGGGGGCUAAGUGUUAGCAAAGACCUAGCUGCAGGUUUCUCGCUCUCAAACAAACAAGGAGAAUAAAUCCUCUGUCCGUCUCAGGUAGGCACAAGCAGGACGAUGACUAAGAUCUAGAUGAUGAAGAUACGAUGAAUGAAACGAAACAAUCAGCUACUCUUGUCAGUUUUGUCUGUUCUUUUGAAGUCACAGUUGCCUUGGAAACAGCCCUUAAGCCCCUCCCACUAGUUUUGUUUUUUCCAUCAUACAAGUUUCACAAUCACUUAAAAAGACAAAAGCAAAACGUCCCCCCCCCCCUCCAAUUUCUCUGUUUCCUCAGACCAGCCAUAAGGUAGACAUGGGUGUGUGUCCCUACAUCGUGGACACACAUGAGUGGAGCAAAUCCUUCUUUGGUCAUUGUUGAGGAUAAAAGGGUGCACGUUUGGGGGAUUGAAUCCAGAGCUUGCGUUGCAUCCUCUGUGCUUGCGCGCAUUGUGUGUGUGUGUGUGUGUGUAAUGUGUGGCUAGAAGCAUUUUGUUUGUAAUUUGCUAGUUCCAUAUCUCAGGAUUCCUGCACUGCGGUACUUUUUCGUUUUUUUCUCCUGUAAAAUGACUUUUUUUUUUGGAAAGCUGGUUGUUGAGGGAGUUUGGUUGGCCUAGAUGUCCGAAAAUGCGCGUUGUGUUGGAAUUGCGCGAUGGAGAAGAAAAAAGCUCUUCCAAAAGAGUGCUCCUCAAGGAGGGGGGAUGUUAUAUAUAUUUUUUUCUCUUCAAAGAGAAAAAAAACAAGUUAUCCAUCCCUCGCCUUGUUUCUCGGUUUACUACUUCUUGUUUUUAAAAGUUUUCAUCUUCAAUGUUGUUGUAUUUGCUCAGCGCUUUUAUUACCCGAGUUGUGCUAUCUGUCUUGCACGUAUUUGCUCUUUUUAAAAACCGUGAACGUUGCCCAUAGUGGUGGGAAGUAGUAGUGGCUGAUACAAUUGCCUAGUGUUAGAAAGAGAAUGUGAAGCUCAAGCCUUGAUUUUAAGAGAAGUGAAAAAAAACCUCUUGCUGUCUUGUGUGGGAAUCUCCUUGACCUCCAUCCCCACUGCAGCCGAUGCCUCUCCCUGUUCCUUAAGUCUGUAUUUAUGAGCACAUAUCUCCAGUGUCUGCGGAUCUAUUGGGGGGCACGGGCCAGACUUUUUAUUCAAGGUAGCAGGUGCAAAGAGCUUGGUGCUUGUUGUUGUUGUUUAAAAGGUUACAGAGGAUGCCUUUAGGUGGAUGGCCUUGUUGUUGAUUUUAAUGGUGGUGGUGCCGGCAUCUCCCUAACACCACAGAGACGAGCAAGAAUGGACAGGUGCUGCCUUCCUUCACAGCCCUACAGGUUGAUGGCUGUGCGUGUGUGAUGGGCAGGGCGAGUUUAUAACCAAAGUGAGUACUUCCAUCGAGGAAGGAAGGAAUAAAACUAGUAUGCAGGCGUGCGAGGUGGGGAGAAAAAUGAGUAUGGUUUAAGGUCUUUCCGUGUUCUUCAGGGGAAGGAAGGAGAGAAAAUGCAUUUUGUGGACGGCUCACAAAAGAACUGAUGCAGGUAGUUAAUGGGUGAUUGCAAGAGUGAACAGUCACCUAUGGAGACUGGGGACAGUCAUGCUGAAGUGAGUCCAAGUGCAGAUAUAGCCCCUCUCUGAACUUGCAUUUGUUUUCUUUGUCUAACAACAAGAAAAAAAUGCAAUGGAGGAAAACAUACAUGUGUGUGCAUGCAGAGAGGUGGGGGAAUUGCUUGAUUUGAAAGCCCUGUUUCUAUUUUUAGUACUACACCAAAAAAAGACAUUUCAUUGAGAUUGUUCUAUAUUUUGAUCAGAAUAUUAUAUUUUGGUCAUCGCUGAUAAAGAGUGGCUAUAGACUGAAGUGAUGAGGGAGAGACAUGAGACGGUGUCUUGACAUUUGUUACAAUAUGUGAACUGCUAAUGCAUAAACUGCUAUUCCAUGCUGUGCCUAAAACCCAGAAUAGCUUUCAUUUAAGCCUCACGUGUUCUCAAGGGUUUGCUAGUAAAGUGGAAGUCUAGAACAAGUGUGGGUCUACAGUUACAAAAAGCUCGUCAAAGCAUCAGACUUGUUUUUUCUUUUUUUUCUUCUUUUCCUUUUGUUUUUUGAAGGUUUCUUCUUGGUGUGCAUUUGUGUGUCUUUUAUUGUGAAAUGAUUCAAAAAGUGCGUACAUCAUUGAAGUGGUGAGCGUGUGUUCGUACCAGUAUAUGCACACGCGCAACUCGGUAUACAACGAUAAAAAACCUACAAGGCAUACCACUUUCUCAGCAGUGAAAAGAAAAUCCGUUUUUUCUCAGGGUAACUGUCCGGCAAGGAGCAGAGUGGAGGGAGGUUUUCAAAAGCUCAGGCCUCUAUUGAGAGAGAAAAAGUUACGAGAAAGAAAAAAGUCAAACAAAAACAACAAAAAAUAUAACACAGCUUCUCAGUCACUGGAUUUUAAGACAUUUUUCUGUCAGCAUGUGUCUGCGUGCGCUGCCAAAGAUGACGGUGAUGCAUAGAUAACAAACCCCACAUGAAGUGCCCACCUGCAGGCAAAACGGGCCAGGGGCCAACAGCUUCUCUGGGCCAAGACAUAACUACUAUAUUUACUACUUACUCAGCAUCUACUUUUGCAGUUUGAUAAUACAGAAAAAACCAUGCUGCAGAGAAGAGCGUAGAGUUGGGCCACGCGUUGGUAGUCGCAGCUGUGCUGCGUCCGUUUUGGGUCAACAACAAGUAGAUCUCUUAACAAUGCACCUGUUUCACUGUGAAGAGUGAAUGUAACUUAAGAUUUAAAAAGAACUUAUUGAUGAAUUUCAAAUCAAAGGGUUGGUUCUAUCAGACCUACAAGCUGCUAUGAGACGUGUGAGGAACAUUCCACUGGGGAGUUUAAAAACAAACGAUAAAAUGGCCAAAUGUCUGCAUGAAAUGACUUAUUUUUUUACUAUUUUAUUCUUUUUUUUUUCUUGUUUUCUUUUUUUUGUGGGGACGCGAUUACUAUGGCAUCCAUUAGUAAAUAUGAUGACUGGUCUGUGAAGAUGAUAAUUCUUGGAGAGUGUAGUCACUUAGAUGUGGUUUGUUGUAUUGGUCCCUCUCUGCCUGUCGCCAUGUGCCGAUGGCAUUUUCAGAGGGACUGUGUGUUACUCAAAAUUUUUAGACCAGUUUGUUGUUACAGCUUCAUUGGAUCCCCCAGAUGUUUUCAUAAGGUGUUUUAUUUUCUCUUUUUUUCUUUUCUUUUCCACAUUUAUUUGACGUAGAAGAUGUUUGUAUGCAUUUACAAUCCAAAUCUCUCUUUAUCUCGCUUGUCACAAAGGAGAAAGCUGUAAAACACACACAUACACACAUACAGUGGGCUGCUUGGAAGCCAUCCUUGAGCAUCAACUCAAAAACUGUUGCCUGUAAAAGCUCCAUUGAGCUCCAAUAGCUACCUUACUGUUACAGAGACCUCAUGCCAGCCUUAAGAAGUGAGUGAGGAGAAAACAUAAACACACAGAAGUGAAAUAAGCUUGCAGUCAAGUUUGUGACCGUGCACAUGUGUCACAGUGGAGGUGACAAAGUUUAAGAGUCUCGUCAUCUCGGUUGAUUUUUAGACAACCACUUAACCCUUGAGUCAUCUUUUAUCCAGCUCCACUGUUGGUCCUUAGACAUCAAGCUUGCACCAAGCCACAAUCUCUCCUCCAGCAGGCUGGCUUGCAUGUACAGCUAAGUCAAUAACUAUGCAAGUGGAAUGCAUAUAAUUCAGUGGCUCUUAACUCUUUUUUUCGUUUUUUUGUUUUGUUUUGUUUUUUUUUCUUUUAUUUCUUUUUUUUCUUUAUUUCUUUUACUGUCACUCAUAAAUGGAAGUAACUUAACUGCAGUGAUAACUUGGCCUUAUGAUAUUAUUGCUAUUAUUAUUAUUUUUAAGAUCUUGAUUCUUCGGAAGCCAACUCCGUUUCUAGGGCGUCCGUGGGUUACAGACAUGGUCUCCAUGAGACCGGCCAGCCGGCCCCAGUUCUAAGAGGUACGAAUGUUGUGCAUUUGUUUAAAAUCAGGACAGUUUGCAAUAAAGCAGUGGCCAACUGUGGGUGCACUAGCAGUGCUGAGACCUGGCUGCUACCUUAUAAACUUUACGGGGUUGAGGAAGUUUGGAAAAAAAAAACUUAACAGUGCAUAAGACGGUGUGUGUUGUGUAUGUAUACAUAAUAUAUAUCUAGAUGUAUGUAUAUACUUCCACACCUCUAUGCUACAUCUGUCCGGGUUCUAUUUAUGAACAUGACAAGAAGUUUAUAAGCGUUGUUUUGCAAAAAUGGUUUUACCAUCUUAAAUGUUUAAUAUUAGGGCAGGCGUGUUCUGUCUUUUUUGUCUCCAGUGAGCACAUAGCAUUGGAUUUUAUAUGUACAUCUGCAAACGGGGGGGAAAAACACACUUGACCGGCACAGGGGUAAAAUGCCAGGUGUGGAGAGAUUUCAUUGAUUGGAGAAGUGAUCUGAUGUUCCACAAUUACGAAGCAGAAAAACCUAUGAGUUUGAAAACAAGCAAACAAACAAAAGAUAAACCUGACACAUAUUUGGGCAAACCAGCCGAAUGUUGAUUUUUGAAUCAAUGUUGAAUGAAUGCAUUUUCUUUUAAUCGGUGAAAUAAAAUCAUUAAAAACAGA